Messenger RNA from Eimeria tenella, 1262 nucleotides. RefSeq names its product YALI0B18612p, related. The record is from RefSeq and is a predicted model, not a curated record. The transcript has 3 exons. Lineage: Eukaryota; Apicomplexa; Conoidasida; Eucoccidiorida; Eimeriidae. Gene Ontology annotation, biological process: tRNA wobble uridine modification; tRNA methylation. The annotation marks the transcript as partial. Gene Ontology annotation, cellular component: mitochondrion; cytoplasm. Gene Ontology annotation, molecular function: GTP binding.
ACGAAGACUUACGGGAUUUCGAGCCGAGGCAGCAGCAGCAGCUGCUGCAGCAGCAGGAGCAGCAGGAGCAGCAGCAGCAGGGUCUGCUGCAGCAGGGAGAGUGCUGCUGCACUGAGCGGCUCUUCGAUUUGCUGCUGAGGAGGUUCCUCGCGCAGCAGCAGCUGCAGAGGCAGCAGCAGCAGCAGCGAGCAGACGGAGCAGCAGCAGCAGACCCUGGCGCAGCAGCAACUUGUCCUUGUGGCGUCAGGGGGGCCCCCAUCAGUACCCUAAUUCGCUUGGCGAGGCCUGGAGAGUUUGCGCUGCGGUCUUUUUUGAAUGGCAAGAAAAAUGUUCACCAGCUGCAUGCGCUGGGGGCUGUGCUGCAUGCCGGGGGCUCUGCGCAGCUGGGCAAAGCUCUGCUGCGGCUCGCGGGGGGCCCCCAACGGCUGGGCCUUUUGAAGAAGUGGCGGGGGGCCCUCGUGGGGGCCCUGGGGGCCCUGGAAGCAGCUUUGGCUGUGGGGGAUGACCAGCAGCAAACUGCAGCAGCAGCAGCAGCAGCAGCAGCAGCAGCAGCAGACCCCGCAGCAGCACAGGUCCUCGCGCAGCUCAACAGCGAACUCGCCAGAAUUGCUGCGCAGGCCCAGGCCGAGGAGGGCCCCAAACUGCUGCUGCUGGGGCCCCCCAACGCAGGGAAAAGCAGCCUCUACAACUUGCUGCUGGGCCGAGAAGCUGCAAUUGUUGCUGCUGAAGAAGGCACAACGAGGGACUUGCUGAGCAGCAGCAUUUGCUGCAGCAAGGGGGGCAGCAGUUUGCUGCGGCUGCAGCUCACAGACUGCGCGGGGCUGAGGGCUGCUGCUGCUGCUGCUGCUGGGCCUGCUGCUGCUGCUGCUGCUGCGGGGGUGGGCGCUGUGGAAGCAGAAGGCAUUCGACGGGCUCUUGCUGCAGCAAGAGACAGCGACCUGCUGCUGCUCGUUUUGGCAGCGAAGGAACUGCAGCAGCAGCAGCAGCAGCAGCAGCAGGAAGAAGAGCAGCUGCAGCAUCUGCAGAAGCAGCUACAGCAGCUGGGCGAGGCCCUUAAGGGCAUAAUGAGCAGCGAAAGGGAGACACAGGGAGCUCCUCGUUUGCUGCUUCUCGUCAACAAGACAGACCUGCUGCUGCAGAGCCAGCAGCAGCCCCUCAGCAGCAGCAGCAGCGGCAGCAGCAGCGGUUCUGGCGCUGCAAGCGGCGCUGCUCACAAGCAGCAAGACGAAUCAGCAGCGGCAGCAGCAGCAGCAGCAGCAAGC